This is a messenger RNA of Somion occarium, 1676 nucleotides long. Lineage: Eukaryota; Fungi; Basidiomycota; Agaricomycetes; Polyporales; Cerrenaceae. The record is from the annotation of a GenBank genome assembly.
UCUUUCUAUCCUCUCCGUGACCGCAUACACUCAUUUUUCUGCGCAUACGAGGCAGCUUCUGUCCGACAAAAGUACCAUUUGUCCUGCAAGAACGGCAGAAACGCAGCACUUUAACUUUUGACUUUCCGCUUGGUCGGAGCCCGAUCGCCACGCGAGAGAGUGACUAUAUGCGGGAAAGACCACUUAUGCUGUUGCUACACCCGCUUGUCGUCCGCUUGAUGUAUUUUCUUCCUCUCUGCGCCAGGGUUUCUUAUCGCCUGCUCACGAUCAUGAACUUUGUAAAUAGCUGUACUCCUGCAAGGCUGUCCAUCGCCUCCAGUGUCCUCACAUACGAGGAUCUGCACCCGUGUAAACGGGGAAAGUCCUUCUUCUCCGCCAGACCUCGUGCAACCAGCUUUCGCAAUGGUCGGCUUCUUAGGCUCAUUUUGUUCUCCGGUCAGAGCUACUUUUGCUACAGGAAGUUCCGAAGUAAGCAAGCGUUCCUAGGCCCUGUCGCAGGCCCAGUUUCCGUGCGAUAUCUUACCCUCCAAGAGGCGUGUAUCAGGUCAUGCUGUUCUGAUAGAAUGCUUCUCAAACCAUGUGUACCACAUGCUUCUCAUUCCUGUGCGAUCUAUCAGACGUCCUUAGUCUACAAGUAAUAUAUGAGCUUAUUGGACCGCAAGCACGAAAGCUGCUUGUCUGAGUUUCCUGUCACACUCCCGCACGAGGUCACACUAAGUCACCCGCCGAUGCGUCACACUACGUCUUCAAAGCGGUCGUUCACCCGUUCUCAACUCAAUUAUCAUCAUCUAGUGUCUGAUUGGCGGCCAUGGCUACAACCAGCAAGCAAUAUAAGGUGAUCGGCGAAGAGCUUUGGAAAGGUCGAGCAGAAAAGACUAAUGCCGAGCUCUUUGCUCUAACAUACGGUGCUCUGGUCGUUCAGCUCAUCCAGGACUAUGAGGACUACGAGGAAGUCAACAAGCAGUUGGAGAAAAUGGGGUACAACAUCGGAACGAGACUGAUCGAAGACUUCCUCGCACGGAGUAACAUAGGACGAUGUGUUGACUUUCGUGAGACUGGCGAAGUUGUCGCAAAGGUUGGAUUCAAGUCCUUCCUGAACAUUACACCGAGUGUGACCCACGGAGGCCUUCCGAUUGCAGCUUCACCCACUCGAUCCAGUACGGCUUCCCCAGCACCCACUAUUCCUGGUGCGACCUUUACCUUGACUUUGGAUGAGAAUCCACUCGCAGAGUUCGUAGAACUUCCAGAGGAAGCGUUGGAAGGAGGGCUUUGGUUCAGCAACAUCCUUUGCGGCGUACUAAGAGGUGCUUUGGAAAUGAUUCAAAUGCAGGUCACGGCUACGUUUAUCUCCGAUGUGUUGCGAGGGGACGAAACGACAGAGAUCAAAGUCACCCUUGUCAAGUAUCUCGAGGAAGAAGUUCCCGUAGGAGAUGAUUAGUUUCAUGUACAUUAUAACAUAUCAUAUAUAUCCCUCAUAACCUGGACCGGACGCGUUUUUCAAGUCACAACAUGUAUACGUCAAAAGAGCAGAAGCGUACACAUACCAUCUAAUUAUAACGACCAAGCCUGUUGAGCUUCCUCGCAGUCUUAGCAUUAGUCUGGGUGUUCUGUCCUCUAACAGGAAGACUGAGAGCAUGCCGCCUUCCAACAUAACUUCCGAUCAUCCGCUGGUGCAU